Messenger RNA from Penicillium cataractarum, 1032 nucleotides. RefSeq names its product glycosyltransferase family 32 protein. NCBI's taxonomy places the organism in Eukaryota, Fungi, Ascomycota, Eurotiomycetes, Eurotiales, Aspergillaceae. Gene Ontology annotation, biological process: mannosyl-inositol phosphorylceramide biosynthetic process. Bases 1 to 1032 code for a protein of 343 amino acids. The record is from RefSeq and is a predicted model, not a curated record. Gene Ontology annotation, molecular function: mannosyltransferase activity. The transcript is spliced from 3 exons.
AUGGCGCGAGGUCACCUUCGAGUGUCCCUUGUGCUAGUAUUGCUGCUCGUUCUUGCCUGGCUGUCGGCUUCUUCUGUCCAGAGAUUAUACUAUCUUUUCCGAUUACCGUUUGUCUGGACCGAAUCUUCAGCUCAAGCGACUAUUUCUCAGCACCACGAUAAUUUUGAUCUGACAUUCUCCUCAUUCCCGGCCAACUAUUCUACAGAGGAUGCAGGCUUGCACCCAGUGAUUCCAGCGAAGCUGCAUCACAUUCACCUCGGUCCAAAUGCUCCACCAUCAGAAUGGAUGACAGCCAGAGCUGAUUGCCUCAAGCAUCACGACUCGUGGGAGUUUUUCCUCUGGAAUGACACCAAUGCGCCACAGUUCGUAGAGAAGAACUAUCCUCAUCUCUAUGAUAUGUGGGAAAACUAUCCAUUUAUGGUCCAACGUAUUGAUGCUCUACGUUAUAUGGCGCUAGAGAAGUAUGGGGGUGCUGUUCUUGACUUCGACUUGGCCUGCAAACGUUCCCUCGAACCUCUUCGUCAAUUUGACUUCGUUGCUCCGGCUGCCCAUCCGACAGGCUUUUCGAUUGGCAUGAUGCUUGCCUCGCCUAAUAAUACCUUCGUCAGAUCACUGAUCGAGAGCUUGUCUAUGUUCAAUCAUAUAUGGCCGCUUCUGCCGUAUGUCACAGUGAUGUUCAGCACUGGAUGCCACUAUGCUUCAACCGUAUACACCCUACAGACCAACCGAUCGAGCAUUCGAAUCCUCUCAGGGCCUUCCGACAACCCGAAUUUGCAUAUGCUGAAUGGAUUCGUCGAUACUCCCCUCUUCCGCCAUUUAGGUUCCUCCUCCUGGCACACCAAAGACGCCCGUCUGAUACUUCUGCUUAAGGACGCCCAGCCGAAGCUUAUUUUUAUUGCUGUGGUAAUAACAUUUGGAGUCUUGGCCCUACUGCUAUGGUGUGCACGGUUUACGCGACAUCGUUUCUCAACACGAGACGUCGAAUCUAACCUGAAAAAUCCUUCUUUUAAGCCUUUGUUUAAGUACACAUAG